Messenger RNA from Etheostoma cragini (Arkansas darter), 3572 nucleotides. It is a transcript of the gene lamp2, whose product is annotated as lysosomal-associated membrane protein 2. The transcript is spliced from 9 exons. NCBI's taxonomy places the organism in Eukaryota, Metazoa, Chordata, Actinopteri, Perciformes, Percidae. Bases 151 to 1398 code for a protein of 415 amino acids. The record is from RefSeq and is a predicted model, not a curated record. Gene Ontology annotation, cellular component: membrane.
CAGGCUUGAGUCCACACCUUCUGCUCGGAGAUCUGUCAUAUGACUUCUAUUUCCUGGUACUGUCGGCGUCAUCCCAAACACCGCUGACUGAGCGUCCCUGUCGGUUUCUUCAGCUUUUCUCCGGUGGACACUUUAAAAUCCUGGGCGAUCAUGUAUCGAUAUGCUACUUUUGUUGUAUUCCUCACCCUUGGAAUUGCGUUCCAGGUGUCGCAUGGCACUGAGGUGAAUGUCACAGACAAAGACAACCAGUUAUGCCUCUUUGCCAAUCUCAUGGUCAACUUCUCAGUCUCUUAUGAAGUAGCUGAAAAUAAGAGCACAACAGUCGAGUUUGAACUUCCUGCUAAAGUCACAACAGAUGAAAGUACAUGUGAUGUCCCAAGCUCAGUGUUGAAGCUUCAUUUUGGGGAAGGUCAUUCCUGGAGUGUGAACUUCACCAUCAAUGGAAAAAUGUACCAGGCAGACACCAUCAUCUUUUCCUACAACCUUAGUGACACAACCUUAUUCCCUAAUUCUGUAUCAAACGAAACCAAAACUGUUGCUGUGAAGCAUCACAUAACAGAUAUAGGCCUGGACACCUGCUACUCCUGCAAGAGUAAAGACGUGAUUGAAGCUGGUGUGGUCAAUCAGACGCUGUGGAACGUGCUCCUACAAGCUUUUGUCAGUAACAGCAUAAGUGAAAACGUUACUUCUUGUGCUGCUGAUACACCCACAACGCCUGUUGCCCCCACCACUCAUUCCACCAGUACUACCACUGCAGCUCCGGUCACAAACUCCACUUCCACUGCCCCUCCUCCCACAACCACUCCGACCCCUACCCUCCCCACACCCACCACUGGGAAGUACCGCAUCAAGCGUGAUGAAAACAGCACAGCCUGUCUGAUAGCCAACAUUGGCCUGCGGAUUGGUUUCAAGCAAGAAGAGAUGAACAUUGACCCUAACGGGACCAAAGUCUCUGGAUCAUGUGGAGUUGACAGCAGUGAGCUGAUACUGACGUCCAACACAAUGACCAUCAUGCUCACUUUCACCAAUGACACAAAGAAAUUCCGCCUGCAUGCUCUGAAUGUCACCGGAAAGACGAGCUCUGGUGUGUUGUUUUCUGAAGCAAACAGCAACCUGAGUCUGUGGGAGGCAGCUGUCGGUACCUCUUACAUGUGUAACAAGGAGCAGAACUACACCAUCACCAGCCCCCUCACCCUCUACACCUUUGACCUUCAAGUUCAGCCAUUUGGAGUCAAGAAUGGUGCUUUCAGCACAGCUGAGGAUUGCCAGGCUGAUGCGGAGAGCUUCCUUGUUCCCAUAUCUGUCGGAGUUGCCCUGCUUGUUCUCAUUCUUAUUGUUCUGCUGGCCUAUUUCAUCGGGAGAAGGAGAAACAUGGCCACCAGCUACGAGUCUUUAUAGUUAAACUUUCCUCAUGUAGAUCUAAUCUCUUCAAAGGAUAGUCAGGGAAUCGCUGCCUUUGACUAAUUGUGGAAAAAUUUGUAUUGAUUUUUUCCAUGUAGUGUUUAGUGCUGUUGACUUCCUAACUGUGUUCGGAAAGGAAUUGAUUGAUGUUUUGGGAAAUGUGCAAAAGUUAGAUCAGUACAUUAAUAACACUCAUGUCUAAUUGAUAAAUAUAAAGCCGCAGCUGGUUAGCUUAGGUUAGCACAAAGACUGAAAAUGGGGUAAAAGGCUUGGCUAGCAUAACUCAACUCUAAAGCUUGCAACAUGUUAUGACUCUUGUUUCAUCCAUUCAAAAUCAGUGUAAAAAAUCAAAAUCACCCCCACUGCUUCCAAAAUGGCUCCCUAAUUAUUCCUAUGAAAGUUACCCCUUGGCUGCAUAUGCCAAAAAAAAACUUAAAUUGCCAUUAAAUAAUUUGAUGAAACGGCUCUUUGAGACUUUUCAAAUGUUAUUGGACUGAAUGGAUCAAAGUCUGAUUACAUAAAGAAUACUUUGGGGGUGUUUGUGACACUUCAGAUGAAUGUAUUGAACUGAAAGCGUGGUAUUGAUUUGACUUUCCGCAUGAGAGCAUUAGCGUAUUUCCCAAAAUGUCGGCCUGUUCCUUUCAAGUUUUCUUGCUGAUCCUGCCUAAUUUUAAUGUUCAUAGGGACUAACAAGUAAUAACCACUUGAGUAAUUUCUUUUUUAUGUCUUUAAAAUAUUUAAUAACCCUUUAAUCUAAUCUCUAAACUUUGUGUACUGCCUGAUCUUAUUUCCUGCUGCUCUACUUGUUUUUUCCUCUAACGCUUUGUGGACUGAAAAUAUCUUACAUUCUGCUCUGAGUAAUGUUUUCUACUGACUAAAACCACUAACGUGUUUUCUGUCUGUCUGUCUCUGUCUUUCCAUCUGUCUGUCAGCUGAGGAAUGCUUCCUGGACUCUGAUUUGAGCUUUUUGGUGCCCAUUGCAGUGGGCGUGGCUCUCAGCUUCCUAAUCAUCCUUGUCCUUAUCUCUUACCUGAUUGGCCGGAGGAAGAGUCGUACUGGCUACCAGUCUGUAUAAUCCAACCCAGCUGCUUCUGCCUCUUGCACCCUUUCAACCCUUGCAGCUCUUAAAAACACUCCCUGCCCGUGAGUGCAUCAGAAGCAUCCCAAAAUUCCCGCUCAUUUCUGUUUGCCUAAAAAUAACCUUUGGCUUAUUUCUCGUACACAGUUUAAAAUUGAUCCCAGCAACCACCCCCAAAGGUUCUCAUUGUUUUUGCUUUGAUGCCAAUGACUAAACCAAUUACCAAAACAUUUAUGAUCAUUAUUGCGUUGUUUGAUUGUAGAUUGCAUGUUUUGAAUAAAUUAAAUUUUAUGGCUGUGAUUAGCCGUCCACCCCCUCCCCCAGAGAGACCUCGCUCCUGCCGCCACAGAGAGACUUUUUCCCCCUCUCGGUUUCUGUGCUGUAUAAUAGCGUAUGUGUAAAUUACUCUCUUGUAUAGAAUGAAUGACAUUAAUUUUUGAUGAUGUGAAUGUAAAGAGCAAGCUCCACUGUUGUCAUUCACAUCCCAAACGCCAAUGUUUUCACAUUCUUUUAACCUUUUUAUGUAACAUAAAAUGAAACACUACCUGCUGCACAUAGUCAUUUGAUGAAAGGGACACUAACUAAGACACUUUACCAGAAUUGGGACCAGUUUAUUUUUGUUAUUCGGGAGAUGUGUAAAUUUUUAAGUUUUCGUCACUCAUGUUAGGAUGAUUUACUUUCUUUUAAUAUACACUUCUUCAAGAUUUACAGUUGUGCAUUUGGGGAAUUAAUUAUAGUGUUCUUCCGUUAUAAUCCUAUAUUAAUUCAAAACUUUAACAAACGACUAUUUUGGUAUUACAUUGGUCACAGGGAUAAAACUACGGUGGAUGUACAUUAUGUUCCCUCCAUGAGAUAGACAGUAAUAUUAACAGCAUGCGCAGUAAGAAGAUCAUGAGUAAUAUUAAAGACGCACCAUUUCAUUUAGACAACCCUCAGUUUUAAUCACUCCCCUCAGACAGUUUUGUGCCUUUCAGUUGUGCACCUCUGAGUUGCUAAAUCAAAGCUUGUCUCCAUCUGAUGAAGAAUGUGAUAGGAUGAGCUUGUUUAACACAAGUGGGGAACAAAUUAAAUAAAGUUUAGUUCUUGUUAUGUA